Carlito syrichta (Philippine tarsier) is the source of this 5486-nucleotide messenger RNA. It is a transcript of the gene ARAP3, whose product is annotated as ArfGAP with RhoGAP domain, ankyrin repeat and PH domain 3. Gene Ontology annotation, cellular component: ruffle. The transcript has 33 exons. Bases 298 to 4938 code for a protein of 1546 amino acids. The record is from RefSeq and is a predicted model, not a curated record. Gene Ontology annotation, biological process: signal transduction; positive regulation of GTPase activity. Gene Ontology annotation, molecular function: protein binding; GTPase activator activity; phosphatidylinositol-3,4,5-trisphosphate binding. Lineage: Eukaryota; Metazoa; Chordata; Mammalia; Primates; Tarsiidae.
GGGUAGGCAGGAGCUUGGGGACCAACACUAGUGUAGACUUGCUGUGAGCCUGGGGCAAGCCCCUUUUCCUCCCUGGGCUUCAGUUUCCUCAACUGCAAACGAAGGGACUCUCCUGUAAUGAGAGAGCCCUUUCUGAUGUUCUGGGAUGGAUCACAGGCCAUUGGGCAUUUUUCUUUGGAGAAAGACUAGGGGCUGGUACCUCCUGUCCAGGCCUCAGACUUUGGGGCAGGGAGGGGGAAUCUCAGCCUGAGCCCUCCCUUCACCCUGCCCCUCCCCCCAGCAAUGGCCUGAGCCCCCAUGGCUGCCCCUCAGGACCUGGACAUCGCUGUGUGGCUGGCCACGGUGCACCUGGAGCAGUAUGCAGACACAUUCCAGCGGCAUGGCCUGGCUACAGCGGGUUCAGCCAGAGGCCUGGGCCACGAGGAGCUGAGGCAGCUGGGCAUCAGCGCCACGGGGCACCGGAAACGCAUCCUGCGCCUGCUGCAGACAGGCACUGCAGAGGGCUCCCUGGAUCCCAAAUCGGAUAGUGCCAUGGAGCCAUCCUCUAGCCCGGCCCCUGAAGCCCAGCCCCUCAAGCCCGUGCCCAAGCCCAGGACAGUGUUUGGUGGGCUCAGUGGCUCUGCCAUUGCCCAGAGGUCUGGCCUGAGCCCAACCCUCUUGGGACCGGAAGGGUCCAGGGACCCAGAGUCCAGGCCCAGGUCCCCUUCUCUCCCCACCUCCUCCUCGGAGCAGCCUUCAGCCCUGAGCACUGUGGAGAUGUUGCCCAAUGCCAUCUACUUCGAUCUGGAUGUAAAAGGCGGGGCACAGGCAUCUCUGGACAUGCCCCCCCCCAGCUCCCAGACAGCUGCCCCCACCCCUGCCCUCCGGCCCACAACAAGCACAGUGCACAUCAUGGAUCCUGGUUGCCUGUACUAUGGUGUCCAGCCUGUGGGGGUUCCAGGGGCCCCAGACAGAAGAGAGGGCAGAGGUGUCUGUCAGGAUAGGGCUGAACGCAGACUGAGCAGGCAGGAUCUGGAGGCACGGGAAGAUGCUGGCUAUGCCAGCCUUGAGCUACCUGGAGACUCCACCCUCUCACUGCCCAACCUAGACACAGAGGAGACCAGUGAUGACCUCAUUUCACCCUAUGCCAGCUUCUCCUCUACAGCUGACCGCCCCAUGCCCCUGCUCAGCGGCUGGCUAGACAAGCUCUCCCCUCAGGGAAACUAUGUCUUCCAGAGACGCUUUGUGCAGUUCAACGGGAGGAGUCUGAUGUACUUUGGCAGUGACAAGGACCCCUUCCCCAAGGGGGUGAUCCCUCUGACCGCCAUUGAGAUGACUCGCAGUAGCAAGGACAACAAGUUCCAGGUCAUCACUGGCCAGAGGGUGUUCGUGUUCCGCACCGAGAGCGAGGCUCAGCGGGACACGUGGUGCUCCACGCUGCAAUCCUGCCUGACGGAGCAGCGCCUUCUGGGCCUCUCCCGGCUCCCCCAGCCACCCCGACCCAUCCGCAUGGGCAUGCUAGAGCUGCGUGGACACAAGGCCAAGGUGUUUGCUGCCUUGAACCCAGGAGAACUGGCGCUGUACAAGAGUGAGCAGGCCUUCUCUCUGGGCAUUGGGAUCUGCUUCAUUGAACUGCAAGGCUGCAGUGUCCGGGAGACCAAGAGUCGAAGCUUUGACCUGCUCACACCCCAUCGUUGCUUCAGCUUCACAGCCGAGUCUGGGGGGUCUCGGCAGAGCUGGGCGGCCACUCUGCAGGAAGCAGUAACCGAGACCCUGUCUGACUACGAGGUGGCUGAGAAGAUCUGGUCCAAUCGGGCAAACCGGCACUGUGCGGACUGUGGGGCAUCCCGCCCAGACUGGGCCGCUGUCAACCUGGGGGUGGUCAUCUGCAAGCAGUGUGCGGGUCAGCACCGGGCCCUGGGUUCCGGGAUCUCCAAGGUACAGAGCCUGAAGCUGGACACGAGUGUCUGGAGUAACGAGAUCGUGCAGUUGUUCAUUGUCCUGGGAAAUGGUCGUGCCAACCGCUUCUGGGCGGGGGCCCUACCUCCAGGUGAGAGGCUGCAUCCAGAUUCGACCCCCGGCCCCCGGGGAGAGUUCAUCUCUCGAAAGUACCGACUGGGUCUCUUCCGGAAGCCCCACCCUCAGUAUCCAGAUCACAGCCAGCUUCUCCAGGCACUCUGUGCAGCCGUGGCAGGACCCAACCUGCUGAAGAACAUGACCCAGUUGCUCUGUGUUGAGGCCUUCGAAGGCCAGGAGCCCUGGUCCCCUUCAGCCCUUGAUGGCAGCUUCCCUGGCCUCCUGCCCCCAGACCCCUCCCCUGGUGUGUACAAUGAGGUGGUGGUGCCUGCCACUUACAGCGGCUUCCUGUACUGUGGGCCCAUCAGUCACAAAGCUGGACCCCCGCCCCCUCGCAGGGGCCGGGAUGCCCCUCCCCGCCUGUGGUGUGUGCUGGGAGCAGCUCUGGAAAUGUUUGCGUCAGAAGGCAGCCCUGAACCCCUCAGCCUCAUACAGCCCCAAGAUGUGGUGUGUCUGGGUGUGAGCCCCCCACCCACUGACCCUGGUGACCUUGACAGGUUCCCCUUUUCCUUUGAGCUCAUCCUCACGGGGGGGAGGGUCCAGCAUUUUGGCACAGAUGGAGCUGACAGUCUGGAGGCCUGGACGAGCGCCGUGGGCAAGUGGUUCUCCCCGCUGAGCUGUCACCAGCUUCUGGGCCCUGGACUUCUGCGGCUGGGCCGCCUGUGGCUGCGAUCCCCCUCCCACACAGCCCUGGCCCCUGGCCUCUGGCUGUCAGGGUUCGGCCUCCUUCGUGGUGACCACCUCUUCCUGUGUCCGGCCCUUGGCCCCGGCCCCCCAGCCCCCGAGGACAUGGUGCAUCUGCGGCGGCUACAAGAGAUCAGUGUGGUCUCUGCAGCUGACACCCCUGACAAGAAGGAGCAUUUGGUCCUAGUGGAGACAGGAAGGACCCUGUAUCUGCAGGGAGAGGGCCGGCUGGACUUCUCAGCAUGGAACACAGCCAUUGGGGGGGCAGCUGGUGGGGGCGGCACAGGGCUGCAGGAGCAGCAGAUGAGCCGGGGUGACAUCCCCAUCAUCGUGGAUGCCUGCAUCAGUUUUGUCACCCAGCAUGGGCUCCGGCUGGAGGGUGUAUACCGGAAAGGGGGUGCUCGUGCCCGCAGCCUGAGACUCCUGGCUGAAUUCCGUCGGGAUGCCCGGUCAGUGAAACUCCGGCCAGGGGAGCACUUCGUGGAAGAUGUCACCGACACACUCAAACGCUUCUUUCGUGAGCUCGAUGACCCUGUGACCUCCGCUCGCUUGCUGCCUCGCUGGAGGGAGGCUGCCGAGCUACCCCAGAAGAAUCAGCGCCUGGAGAAAUACAAAGAAGUGAUUGGCUGCCUGCCACGGGUCAACCGCCGCACACUGGCCACCCUCAUUGGACAUCUCUAUAGGGUGCAGAAGUGUGCAGCUCUAAACCAGAUGUGCACGCGGAACCUGGCCUUGUUGUUUGCACCCAGUGUGUUCCAGACGGAUGGGCGGGGGGAGCAUGAGGUGCGGGUGCUGCAGGAGCUCAUCGAUGGCUACGUCUCUGUCUUUGAUAUCGAUUCUGACCAGGUAGCGCAGAUUGACUUGGAGGUCAAUCUUAUCACCACCUGGAAGGAUGUGCAGCUGUCCCAGGCUGGAGACCUCAUCAUGGAGGUUUAUCUAGAGCAGCUGCUCCCAGACAACUGUAUCACCCUGAAGGUGUCUCCAACUCUGACUGCUGAGGAACUGACUAACCAGGUACUGGAGAUGCGGGGGACAGCAGCUGGGACAGACUUGUGGGUGACUUUUGAGAUUCGUGAGCAUGGGGAACUUGAGCGACCACUGCACCCCAAGGAAAAGGUCCUAGAGCAGGCCCUACAAUGGUGCCAGCUCCCGGAGCCCUGCUCAGCCUCCCUGCUCUUGAAAAAAGUCUCCCUGGCCCGGGCCGGCUGCCUCUUCACAGGUAUCCGGCGUGAGAGCCCAAGGGUGGGGCUGUUGCGGUGUCGUGAGGAGUCGCCCCGCUUGCUGGGAAGCCGCUUCCAGGAAAGGUUUUUUCUGCUGCGAGGCCACUGCCUGCUGCUGCUCAAGGAAAAGAAGAGCUCUAAACCAGAACGGGAGUGGCCUCUGGACGGUGCCAAGGUCUACCUGGGAAUCCGUAAGAAGUUAAAGCCUCCAACCCCGUGGGGCUUCACGUUGAUACUUGAGAAGAUGCAUCUCUAUUUGUCCUGCACUGAUGAGGAUGAGAUGUGGGAUUGGACCACCAGCAUCCUUAAAGCCCAGCAUGAUGACCAGCAACCAGUGGUCUUACGACGCCGUUCCUCCUCUGACCUUGCCCGUCAGAAGUUUGGCACUAUGCCUUUGCUGCCCAUCCGUGGGGAUGACAGUGGAGCCACGCUCCUCUCUGCCAAUCAGACCCUGCGGCGACUGCACAACCGGAGGACCCUGUCCAUGUUUUUUCCAAUGAAGUCAUCCCAGGGGUCUGUGGAGGAGCAGGAGGAGCUGGAGGAGCCUGUGUAUGAGGAGCCAGUGUAUGAAGAAGUAGGAGCCUUCCCCGAGUUAACCAAGGAUGCCUCCACCUCCUUCUCUACCACACCAGAGUGGGCAGCCAAGCCAGAGAGCCCCCUCGCCAGUCAGAAGUCCUUUGAUCAACCCCUGCUUUCCCAGGCAAGCAUCCUGGGCCAGGAGGAGAGACUGCUUGAGCCCCCUCCAGGCCCUCCUUCAAAGAGCAUUCCCCAGGCACGGGGGUCCCUGGAGGAACAGCUGCUCCAGGAGCUCAGCAGCCUUAUCCUGAGGAAGGGAGAGACAGCUGCAGGCCUGGGAAGUCCUUCGCAGCCAUCUAGCCCCCAGUCCCCCAGCCCGACCAGCCUUCCAGCACAGACACCUGGCUUCCCCACCCAACUCCCCUGCACUUCUAGCCCACCCUCCAGCCAGCCCCUCACAUGACCCUACAACCAGAGGUCUGAGAUGUUAGGUACCCAGAAGACCCAGAAACUCUCACCAUGGCAGACACCACUGGGAACUUCCUCUACCAUGGCUGGAAAGACUCCAGAAUCCAAUAUGGUGCUGUGGAAGGAGCACUGGACUGAGAGCUGCAGAGGCUGUGUAUCCCAGGGCAGGUCACGGCCCCUCCCUGGGCCUCAGCCCAUUUAUCUGUACCACGAGGUAACUGAAAUCAGGAGAGUGGUGAUCAUCAAAAUGUGUUUCUCAGAGCUGUGAGCCCUACGUAUUUUCCCUCAACAAGGGCAGCUCCUGCUUUACAUAUUUGAUAUAUAGGGGUUCUUUGAAAGAUUUGAGGUUUUAAAAGAAGGGUUUGCAUAAGGAAAAAAAUAUGGGUUGGAAGCCAGAGUUCUGGAUGAUGUCCAUGUCUAUCCUAUCCCACUUUCUACGCUCUAGAACUAUACCGAAACCUUGGAGUGGAGAGACGGGUUGGGGGCAAGGGACAGCCAAAAAUGGACGAGUCACUAUUAAUAAACCUUGGAACCAAAAGAUGA